Messenger RNA from Didymodactylos carnosus, 596 nucleotides. Lineage: Eukaryota; Metazoa; Rotifera; Eurotatoria; Philodinida; Philodinidae. The record is from the annotation of a GenBank genome assembly.
UUAAAGGUUCAUUCGUCGUUUGUCAAGUGAGUUGUGAACAACGUGUUACAUUUGAUUUUGGAAAACGUGGAUCAAUAGCAGAAGAUAUGUAUUUUGCAAUGGUAGCAAUGUCAAAAGGAUAUCGAUUUGGUUGGAUUGAAGGUGAAAUGUGGGAAAAAUCACCAUUUACAUUUUGGGAUUUUAUUCAGCAACGUAAACGAUGGAUUCAAGGCAUUAUUCUUAUUGUUCAUGAUAGUAAAUUACCAUUAGGUGUAAGAUUUUGUUUAGGAAUUGGAUUAUAUGCCUGGCUUACUGUACCCUUAACAACUUCCAAUAUUUUUCUUACUCCAUUGUGUCCCAUAGCUCUUCAUCCGAUUGUCAAACUUUUAGUCGGAUAUAUUGCAGCAGUGACCAUUUAUCUAUAUUUACUCGGUGCUGUGAGAUCGUUUAGUUUAGCACGUCUAGGCUACUUUCCAUUUAUUCUUCGUGUUGUAGGUGCACUGGGAACGAUACCUAUAGUAGCGAUCUGCGAAUGUAUCGCGAUUAUUUGGGGUGUUCUAACACCCAAAAAUAAAUUUUAUGUUGUUAAUAAACAAAUCGCACAAAUUUUAGUUUAA